Nelumbo nucifera (sacred lotus) is the source of this 2576-nucleotide messenger RNA. RefSeq names its product AMP-dependent synthetase and ligase family protein (gene LACS8). NCBI's taxonomy places the organism in Eukaryota, Viridiplantae, Streptophyta, Magnoliopsida, Proteales, Nelumbonaceae. Gene Ontology annotation, cellular component: endoplasmic reticulum; membrane. Gene Ontology annotation, molecular function: long-chain fatty acid-CoA ligase activity. The record is from RefSeq and is a predicted model, not a curated record.
UUCCACUUUCGUAAUUUCGUUAAGUGAUAGACUGAGAUCCCCUGCUUUUACGUGCAGAAAAUAGCAGAAACAGAAACGCCCUCUUUCUCUCUCCAUCUUCCGAAUCACUCUCCUUCGGAGGAAAGAGGAAAAUAUUUUCCGAUCUGGGAUAAUCAUCUUGUUAUACUCUUGGAGGGAUAUGGUAUAUAUCCAUAUAUAGUUAAUACACCAUGGAAGCUUAUAAGGACAGAAUUUUGACUUGGCUGGAACGCUUGGCCCAAGGUGAUUAUCUCAUGGGUGGAAAUAACUAUGGGAUUCUGGGUGCAAUUACUCUGGGUAUUGUCAUACCAUUUCUGCUUUCUACUGUAUUCUUAGUGAAGAAAAAGGGUAAACAAAGAGGGGUACAGGUAGAGGUUGGUGGUGAGCCAGGUUUUGCGAUGCGUAAUCGUAGAUUUGAUAAAUUAGUUGAAGUUCCAUGGGAAGGGGCCACAACCAUGGCGGCUCUGUUUGAACAAUCUUGUAAAAAGAAUGCCCGUGAUAGGUUUCUUGGAACAAGAAAGCUUAUCGGCAAAGAAUUAAUCACAGCCAAUGAUGGGAGGAAGUUUGAGAAGUUACACCUGGGGGAUUAUGAAUGGAUAACUUAUGGAGAAGCAUUUGACCGUGCCUGCAACUUUGCUUCUGGUCUAGUUAAGUUGGGUCAUAGUCCUGAGAGUCCUGCUGCAAUUUUUUCUGAAACACGGGCAGAGUGGCUUCUUGCUUUUCAGGGAUGCUUCCGUCAGAAUAUUACAAUUGUUACCAUUUAUGCGUCUCUAGGCGAGGAUGCUCUCAUUCACUCACUCAACCAGACCCAAGUAUCGACCUUGAUCUGUGAUUCCAAGCAAUUGAAAAAGUUGGCUGCAAUAAGCUCAAGCUUGGAAACUAUUAAGCGCAUUAUUUACUUUGAAGAGGAGGAUGGAGCUACAAUUGAUUCUGGUUUAUUUGGGGAUACGAGUAAUUGGACAGUUUCAUCUUUCUCUGAAAUUCAGAAACUGGGAAAAGAGAGUCCUGUUAAUCCAAGAUUACCUUCCAAAACUGAUGUUGCUGUCAUCAUGUAUACAAGUGGCAGUACAGGUCUACCAAAGGGAGUUAUGAUGACUCAUGGCAACAUUGUAGCAACUGCAGCAGCAGUUACAACAGUCGUUCCUGGAAUAGGCAAAAGUGAUGUGUACUUGGCAUACUUGCCCCUUGCUCAUGUUUUUGAACUGGCAGCUGAGACUGUGAUGUUGUCUGUAGGUUGUCCAAUUGGGUACGGUUCAACAUUAACAUUAACAGACACCUCAAAUAAAAUUAAGAAAGGGACAUUGGGAGAUGCUUCUGUGUUGAAACCGACACUUAUGGCAGCUGUUCCAGCUAUUUUAGACCGUGUUCGGGAUGGAGUGCAGAAAAAGGUUGGGGAGAAGGGUGGGUUGGCAAAGAAAUUGUUCAACUUGGCUUUUAAGCGCAGACUAGCAGCAAUUGAAGGAAGCUGGCUUGGGGGUUGGGGACUAGAAAGAAUUAUAUGGGAUGCUAUUGUUUUCAAAAAAAUACGAUCUAUUCUUGGGGGACAUGUCCACUUCAUGCUCUGUGGUGGAGCUCCAUUGUCUGSUGAUACUCAACGGUUCAUCAAUGUCUGCCUAGGAGCUCCUAUAGGUCAAGGAUAUGGUUUGACUGAAACAUGUGCUGGAGCAGCUUUUUCUGAAAGUGAUGACAUGACUGUGGGUCGUGUGGGUCCACCACUUCCUUGCUGCUACAUUAAGCUUGUCUCUUGGGAAGAGGGAGGAUAUACAAUUUCUGACAAACCAAUGCCUCGAGGAGAGAUUGUAGUCGGAGGGCCCAGUAUAACUUUGGGUUACUUCAAAAAUGAUGACAAAACCAAAGAGGUGUACAAAGUUGAUGAGAAGGGUUUGCGCUGGUUCUACACUGGUGAUAUAGGACAGUUCCACCCAGAUGGAUGCCUUGAAAUUAUUGAUAGGAAGAAGGAUAUUGUCAAACUUCAACAUGGAGAAUACGUCUCCCUUGGGAAGGUUGAGGCAGCUUUGAUAUCAAGCAACUACGUGGAAAAUAUCAUGGUCCAUGCAGAUCCCUUCCAUAGCUACUGUGUAGCAUUGGUAGUGCCUCCACAGAAGGUCAUUGAAAACUGGGCCCAGAGUGCUGGCAUUGAGUACAAAGAUUUUCCAGAUUUGUGCCUGAAAGAAGAAACAGUUCGUGAAGUUCAGCAAUCCCUUUCCAARGUAGCGAAAGCUGCAAAGCUUGAAAAGUUUGAAAUUCCAGCAAAGAUUAGGUUGUUGCCGGAUCCAUGGACACCAGAAUCUGGAUUAGUAACUGCUGCUCUGAAGUUGAAGAGGGAGCAGCUGAAAGCCAAGUUCAAAGAUGAGCUUCAGAAGUUGUACGAGUGAAUUAUUAAAUGUUAAUUCUAGCUUACUUUUUCUCAUAGCUUGUACUUUACCAAGGAAGGAACAAUGAAGGAUCUACAAGUUUUCCCAACUUUCAUCUUUCACUGUAUUUGAAUGUGGCUGUACAAGGUCAUGCCUUUGACUCGGUAUGAGUCGCACAUUAAGAGUAUAUACUCUUAAUCUCAA